This is a messenger RNA of Clupea harengus (Atlantic herring), 5125 nucleotides long. It is a transcript of the gene kcnn1a, whose product is annotated as potassium intermediate/small conductance calcium-activated channel, subfamily N, member 1a. Gene Ontology annotation, biological process: potassium ion transport. The record is from RefSeq and is a predicted model, not a curated record. The coding region runs from base 1240 to 4236 and encodes 998 amino acids. The transcript is spliced from 11 exons. Lineage: Eukaryota; Metazoa; Chordata; Actinopteri; Clupeiformes; Clupeidae. Gene Ontology annotation, cellular component: membrane. Gene Ontology annotation, molecular function: calmodulin binding; small conductance calcium-activated potassium channel activity.
CAAAUGAAACUUCAUCUUACUCGGGCCCCAUACAAUACACAGUGGCUAAUUACUUGAUGAAAAUGAUCAGGUUUCUACUGCCGAGGUGCUCUAUGACUGACUCGGCGUUUCUAUGUCAAUGACUGUAAUUCUGGUCAUGAUGGCAAAAACUUAACAUCCGAGUGUAUUUCUUUUCUUUUCUUUUCUUUUUUGCAGAGAACAAUGAAAAAUGUACUCAUUAAUACAUGUGCUACAUAUUUAAUUAGUUAGUUUAGCAUGUAUGGAUUGAUUUGGUCAUAAAUUAAUUCGCUCAUUCAUUCACUUGUUCAUGAACCAGUAGGCCUCUCUAUAUUGACAUGUAACCAUAAUGUGAGCGUAUUGUGUACGUGGGCAUUAUAAACACUGUCGAGGCCUUGCAUGUCUCCUCCCAACCAAAUAGUCAUGUAAAAACAUUUUAGGCAAUAUUCAAAAUGGGUAGUGUCGUGUCUUGGUCAUUAGCCUAUACCCUGUAGUAGCAUGUAGUGUUAUUGUAUGGCUAAUAAGAGGAUAUUUGAUCGUUUGGUCAUAUAGGCGAAUGUUCUUGAACACACACACACACCGAUAAAUGAUCUCAGCACCAUGGAGAGGUUUUGUCCAUACGGUUAGUCGAUGUUGUCCUAACUAACCAGGAGUUCCAGAAAAAAGAAGUUCCUCCUUUACCGAACCCUGUCAAAAGUGUUCCGAUAUCAAAAGGAUCUUCAUGCGUCUGUUUCCAUGUUGUAUCUGUAACACAAAACCUCUUGAUGUGAUUAAAUAUUUAAGUCGUACAAGUAGUCAAAUAAACACACCUGGUGACCAGUUAAUUUGCCAAGAACCUCUUAAUCAUACAUAUACAGAUUAAGGAAUAUACUCCAUCUCGAUGCACAUGUAGUAUUGUAACUAAACUGCAUGCAUCUAUGUAGACACUGUGACAUGUUCCGUGCGGUCCAAACACAUGUGUUCUCCACUUUAACACAGUAAUUACAAGAAGUGUAAUUACAGGACACCUAGUCAUGACCUGCAGCAUUAUAUAUGAUAGUCAAGGGCUGAAUAGUGAUAUUGGUUAUGGAUAGGAUACAACUUAAACCUGCAUUUCGGUUUGUGUGUGCAUGUUUCACACAUAAUACAAAAAAUAACAAUACAGUAUCUGGUGUGUUGACGCGUACGUGUUUCAAGUUAAAUGUACGGCCAAUUUGCGAACGUGAGGAGCAAUAGGCGGUGUUUUAGCCAGGGAGUGACGUUAUGAGGCUGGUCUUGGUGAAAUCUACCAAUGAAACGAGCCAGUUCGAUUCAUCUGGGGUUGAUCGCUAUGAACGGGUGUCGGAGGUUUACAAGGCAAAGGAGCGACCACAACAAGACGCGGCUAUUGAGGGGAUGCGGCAUCGAUACGCGGGAGCUGUUCACCAGCACCAAUUCCCCGACGCAGAACAACGCAACGCUCAGAGCAAUUCAGCGACUUCUGAAAAAGGAAAUUCGAGUCCAGUCGCACCCCUUUUCAGUUUGCCACCCCCUCCUCCAUCGCAGAGAGAACGAUCAACCUCCUCCUAUCAUCAGAACCACGAUGACCUGCCUUGCCAGAAUCAGUCAGCUACGCAGGCUGUCCACGUCCGUCAGUUGCAAUUCGGCAAGUCCCCGUCUUUGACAAGUCAAGAGAUUGUUCAGCGACCUGCACGCCAGGGUGGUCCAUUUGAAACCCAGCUUACGCGGCCGCAUGAGUCUUCUGGAGCAUCGGUAGCCUCAACGCAAUCGGAGGUGUUCCUUCUCGAGAGCCGCCACUGCAGUUUUUCUACGGAGGCGAACCAUACUCAUCAGCGCGAAGCCCACAUUUGCCCGCAGCCCUCCCCUUCUCACCUGCCGCCGCCUCUGUUUUUGCAAAAUCCUAGUCCGAGAGAGAAUUUUCAGUAUAGCGCUAAUUACCAACACGGAGCCAUUGCGCAACGGAAAGCGGGGGUUUUCGAGCACCGAGACCAAAAGCAAUUGUUGCAGCAACAGCAGUGCAGCGCUAUAGGGCUUCAACAAAAGAACACAUUCUCACAAUCAGUCACACAAAACUCAUGUCAUGGACAAAUUAAUGUAUGUGAGCCAACGGUGACGAAUCAGCGAUUUUUUGAAUCUCCGGCUCUGGACUUGCAGCAGCAACAGCCUCAAUUGCGAGCUCAGCGUCAAAUACUAGUAGGGAGCAGCCUCCCUAUCAACUAUUGCACCAAAGGCGCGGGAGAGCUGUGCAGAAAUAACCAAGCACCGCCACUGCAACAACAUUGGCAAGAGGACGUACGCGGACAGCAUCUCCAUUCGCUGCCGCAAAUUCCGCAAUCCAGUGGCCAUGAGAGUGGCGAACUAAACGAUACAUUCAGCAUACGGCAGGGGCAACAGUACCAGGCACCUGAACAUAUACGUCGACUGGUGAGAAACUCAUCUGACACCAGUAGCAGCAACAGCAGCCCACCGUACGGAUCCAGCAACCAACUGUGGCCAGAGCGCCAUUAUCAAGAGCGAAGGAGUCGAACCGAUAAACAAAAGGUCAAUGCUGAGACGACGAAGCUGAGCCAUGCCGGAUCCAAGCUCUCAGUCUCCGCGAGCAGCAGCCACUCGUUGCCUCAGAUAGCCAUGAACAGCUGCAAGUACAAUGGGGGAGUGGUAAGACCACUGGGCAGCGUGGCGUCGUCACGGCGCAACCUGGCAGAGCACGACUCGGAGACCCAACCGCUGCAGACGCUGCACAGCUCCGGCCUGGAGGUGGUGGUCUCCAAGGGCAACAGCGAUGAAAACAGCAAGGCGUCCAACGAAAGCCUGGUCGGAGAGGGCAGCGGAAACGGAAAGAAAAACAAGGACAUCGGCUACAAGCUCGGCCACCGCAGGGCCCUGUUCGAGAAACGCAAGCGGCUCAGUGACUACGCCUUGAUAUUUGGCAUGUUUGGGAUUGUUGUCAUGGUGACAGAGACUGAACUAUCUUGGGGGGUUUAUACAAAGGAAUCCUCAUAUUCAUUUGCACUGAAAUGCCUUAUCAGCCUCUCCACUGUUAUUUUGCUUGGUCUUAUUAUAAUGUACCAUGCCCGGGAAAUCCAGCUCUUCAUGGUGGACAACGGUGCGGACGACUGGCGGAUCGCCAUGACGUACGAGCGCAUCUUCUUCAUUGUGCUGGAGCUGCUGGUGUGUGCCAUCCACCCCAUCCCGGGACAGUACGUCUUCACGUGGACGGCGCGCCUGGCCUUCACCUAUGUGCCCUCGGUGGCGGACGCCGACGUGGACAUCAUCCUGUCCAUCCCCAUGUUCCUGCGGCUCUACCUGAUCGGCCGCGUCAUGCUGCUGCACAGCAAGCUGUUCACGGACGCGUCGUCGCGCAGCAUCGGCGCGCUCAACAAGAUCAACUUCAACACGCGCUUCGUCAUGAAGACGCUCAUGACCAUCUGCCCCGGCACCGUGCUGCUGGUCUUCAGCAUCUCCUCCUGGAUCAUCGCCGCCUGGACCGUGCGCGUCUGUGAGAGGGAUACCAUGUACCACGACAAACAGGAAGUGACCAGUAACUUCCUGGGGGCGAUGUGGCUAAUCUCUAUAACUUUCCUCUCUAUUGGCUAUGGAGACAUGGUCCCACACACAUACUGUGGCAAAGGCGUGUGUCUGCUAACGGGAAUCAUGGGAGCUGGUUGCACUGCACUAGUGGUUGCCGUGGUAGCCAGGAAAUUGGAACUCACCAAGGCUGAGAAACAUGUCCACAACUUCAUGAUGGAUACACAGCUCUGUAAACGAGUUAAGAACACAGCUGCCAAUGUACUCAGGGAAACAUGGCUCAUCUACAAACACACAAAGUUAGUGAAGAAGAUUGAUCAUGCCAAAGUGCGCAAACACCAGCGCAAGUUUCUACAGGCCAUCCAUCAAGCUCAGAAGCUUCGCAGUGUGAAGAUGGAGCAGAGGAAACUCAAUGACCAGGCAAACACCCUGGUGGACCUGGCUAAGACCCAAAACGUGAUGUACGACCUGGUGUCGGAGCUGCAGGAGCGGAGCGAGGAGCUGGAUAAGCGCAUUGGCACGCUGGAGGACAAACUGGACUCAGUGACGGGCACCCUCCAGGCCCUGCCAUGUCUCAUCUCCCAAGCCAUAACCCAGCAGCAGCAGGACCUCCUGGACAGCUUCAUGCACCGCUACCGGCCUGCCUCGCUGGGUUCGGACCGCUCCUGGACCCCUUCUCGGCGCCGGAGGUCACCUUCCACGGCGCCACACACCUCCUCGGACAGUGGCUAGCCGACCCGGGAUGGGUACUGGCACUGACACUGACACAGGGCGGAUCGGAUCUAAAGCUGCUGCAACUCCAGCACAGAAUCUCCUACGACAAGCAGACAGCCAGCGACAACUGAGAACUUAACAUCAAGUGACUGAACCCGAUCAUUAAAAAAAUUUGUAGAUUUAUGGUUUAUGUUUUGGCCAUUGUAUGGCUGUUCAAGUUAGCUUUUUUGUAAAGCCCUUGUAUACCAAUGGACUGAGUAGAAGUGUGCUGGAGAAAGAUCUGAGGAAGGGAUGAGCCGGAGGGAGCGUCCAACAGAAUGGUCCAAAAAAAUAGAAACAGGCAACAGCAAAGGAGGUUCACAGGAGGAGAUCAGAUCGACACACAGACUUCCCAUCCAUGAAACACACGAUGCCGUUGUUUUCCGUGAGCCAAGGUGAUGUGAGACGGCCUCGGACUUAAAGAUAGGAGAUGGCAGGAGGGGGAAGUACAUGCCAUUACUACUGCAUAGGAUAUUUUACACAAAAAUGCCAAGUUAAAAGGAUUCUGUUCCCUUGUUCUUUUAAAGGGAAAAUGGGGAUGCGACUAACUUUUUUUAGUUAUAUAUUGGCAUGUUACUUUUUAGUGCCUGAAUGUAUAAAAUUGUGGAGGGUUGUUAAUUUACACAUUUUUGGAGCGGGUUUUUUGUACACUGUUGAUACGAGCAUUGCAUUCCUUUUUCAGAUACAUUCCUCUUCAGAGAACGCUGUCUUAAUAUGAUGUUUACCAUUACCUCCAUUAUGCAGUUUACUCUAUGUUUCAAAAUCUUUUUAUAUGUUUACUAACUGAGAGGCAAGGAAGUGAGACCAACGGAAAGAGAGAAAGAAAGACAGAUUUGAACAAAGAAAGAAAGAAAGAAAGAAAGAAAAA